This is a messenger RNA of Eupeodes corollae, 2537 nucleotides long. Its product is annotated as nose resistant to fluoxetine protein 6-like. The record is from RefSeq and is a predicted model, not a curated record. The transcript is spliced from 7 exons. Gene Ontology annotation, molecular function: acyltransferase activity, transferring groups other than amino-acyl groups. NCBI's taxonomy places the organism in Eukaryota, Metazoa, Arthropoda, Insecta, Diptera, Syrphidae. Bases 171 to 2381 code for a protein of 736 amino acids.
UUGAGGUUCUGUCGGCUUCAAGUUUUACGGAGAAUUGUUUUUGUUUUCAAUUGUUGGAGUAUUUAUAUUGUAAAAAUAUAUAAAAAUUAUUGUCUUAGACAAAAUAAAGAUUAUCUACAAAUUUUAUGUCUGUAACGUGAUCGCAAACAAUCAAUUUAAACAACUUCUAAAUGAGAAAUCUGAAAAUAAGACAACUUACGAACAUGAUGAUGCUUCCUGUUUUGUUUCUUUUUGUUUUAACAAUAAUUGGAUUAUCUUCCUGCAAUAAUGAGCUAAUAAAACGUCAAAACUUGGCAUGCGAAGAAUUGUGUGAAGGUGUUUUACAAAAGUUUUUCUCAAAUGAAUCAAAAUCUAUUUCAACGGAUUCUAUUCCGGAGAAGGAACAAAGGAUAGUCAAACAUAAUCAAAAAAAUGUUGCAAAUUUGAAUCAAUAUUUGGAAACAUCUUCGAUAAUUUUUGCUCUUUCAAAAGAAGCAAAUAAGAAAACUUUGAACGAACAGUGUUUCAAGGACUUCAAGACUAUCGAAAAAGGAAUUUUAGAAAAAGAUCCCUGGGCAAUGAAAGUUCGAGAUUCUUCGGGAGAAAAAGAGUCUGGUUUUAUUUGGGGCAAUAACUACUGGCUCGGGAGUAGACUCGGUUGUGCUGCAGUACAAAAUCCAGUCCAAAUAACCUUAUCGGAUCAAAUUGUCAGGAUUAUGAAUAAAGACCUCAUCAAACAAAUGGCUCCAUUCCAAAUGGACUAUCGGGUAGUCUAUCUGAAACAUAAUUCUCCCUGGCAAGUUGAUAUCAAUAUGACAUCAGAAGCAGAAAGAACUAUCCAUGUUGGACUAUGUUUACCAUCAGCGUGUUCCUCUUCAGAAAUCAAAACGUUGACACAGAGUCUACUGGAUAAGAAGAUAUUAGAGGAAGCUAAUAUGUUCGAACUUGAUGCUGAAGUAAUGUACGUAAAGGACCUUAAACUCAAGCCAAGUUUCUUUCAGCAGAAAAGUUUCAAGAUUGUCAUUGUAUGUGUUUUCUUCACUUUGGCAAUGACUGCCUUGGCUUGUGUGUUUAGCAAUUCCGAAGGAGAACACAAGCCUUCAAAAUUUGUUUUGCUCGUAAAAUGCUUCGAUAUUGUAGAAAAUACUCGAGACUUGUUUACGCUCCAUGAACCUUCAACUUGUUCGAUUUCUGUAAUUAAUGGCUUGAAAUCUUUGUCUUUCCUUUGGAUAAUUUUAUUCCAUGUGAUGCUGUUCAUGUAUUUUAGCCUAAAUAAUAAAACGUUUGCAGUUGCGUAUUCCGAGCAACCCUUCUACCAAUAUGUUAGCAUAACUCCACUCUUUGUAGAUCUUUUAUUUUCAAUCAGUGGAUUUCUGCAGGUGCACAAUUUUAUGAAAAGUGAAAAGUAUUUGGAAGAGAUUCGGGGAAGUUCAUUUGGACAAAACGCUAGAUCCUUUGGAAAAUUGGUCUUAAAUAGAUAUUUAAGGCUAGCACCCCUUUACUUAGUUGUAGCCGCAAUGACAGCCCUCUUCACAUCCUACAUUAAAGAUGUUUCAGUGUUUCACAUAACCGACCCAUACGAUGAAGUUUGCUCGAAAUAUUGGUGGAGAAAUGUUCUUCUGAUUCAAAAUUUCUUCGAUCGUAAAGAACUCUGCCUCAAUUGGUCUUGGUCACUGGCUUGUGAGAUGCAAUUCUAUUGCAUUGUCUUAGGACUGCUUUAUACUUAUGCCAAAUAUCCAGAAGUUGCCAAAAAAUUAGUAUUUUCCGGAGUGAUUGUUUCAACCGCAUGGACCUAUUUUGUGGGACAUCGGCUUCGAUAUCAAUUCUCGUUUGAUAUGGUGACACAUACUUGCAAUGAAUUGUACAUUAAUCCUUUCCUUCGAAUAACACCUUACAUUGUUGGUUCGAUGGCCGGUUACUAUUUGGCUAAAAGCAAAGGAAAUGUGAAAAUCAGUUCAGAGACUGAGAAGUUGUUGUGGAAUUUGACAGUCUUGACAUUUAUCUUUUGUACAUAUUCGAACUUCGAAAGAAAUCUGUCACCUUUUUAUUCGAUCACUCUUUUGGUUGGAUCGCGAGUGUCUAUUGCGAUGGCUGUGAGUUGGAUGAUUAUUGCAAGUGUAACAUGUCGUGGAGUUUGGUGGUCAAAGAUGUUGGAAUGGAAAUACUUUCAAAUAACAAAUCGAUUAGCUUAUGCGAUAUCUCUGCUAAAUCCUUUGAUUAUAAUAAUUGUCUUCAGCUUGUCGAAUUACAGUUCAUAUGUGGAUCCUAUUCAAAUGGGUGUCCUGUCAUGUGGAUUUUGUGUUAUUACGUUUUUGGCUGCAAUAAUAUUCUCACUCGCAUUUGGAGUGCCGUAUUUCAAAUUAUCAAUACUACUAUUAAGGAGCAAUAUUAAGGUCGCUUGAAAAUAUAUUUUUGUUUGUGUUUAACUUUGUAUGUAAGAGAUUAAAAAAUCAAAAAUGUAUGGUACAAAAAUAUGUCUUAAGGGGAUUUUAUAUUAUUUAUCAUCAAUGGCAGAAAAUGUAAAAAUAAAUAUAAACCUUUUAGUUUUUCUAAAAAUA